Messenger RNA from Nymphalis io (European peacock), 3376 nucleotides. RefSeq lists its product as uncharacterized. The record is from RefSeq and is a predicted model, not a curated record. The transcript is spliced from 6 exons. Bases 167 to 3376 code for a protein of 1069 amino acids. NCBI's taxonomy places the organism in Eukaryota, Metazoa, Arthropoda, Insecta, Lepidoptera, Nymphalidae.
UCAAGCAACACACAGUCCAUAGUUACAUUGUUGCUCUGCCAAAUCGAACGUGAGUCGUGUUUUAUAAUAAUAUUCUAAACGAAUACAUUUUAAUCUAUUUGAAAUACAAUUCAAAUGUAUUUUAUAAUUAUGACUUUUUAAACGAACGUUUUGUGCGAAUGAUAAUAUGAAGUAUGUGGCGCUGCUGUCGCUGAUCUUGGCAAAUGUGGUGAAAGAACCGACGCCGGUAGUGAAAGUGGGGAGCGGUCUAGUGAGGGGGCGCGUCAGUGAUAAUGGCAGGAUUAAUCAGUAUUUUGGAAUACCGUACGCGACUGUUACCAAGAAGAACAGGUUUCAGGCUCCAUUACCGCCACCAAAAUGGGAUGGCAUCUUCGAAGCUAUCAACGAAAAUGUCCGAUGCCCGCAAAGAAUGAUCGGCCCAAUCAUUCUAGAUGAUGAAGAUUGUCUAAAGUUAAACGUCUAUACGCCAGCUACAGAAACCUCGAGAAAAUCACUCCCUGUAAUGGUAUUCAUUCAUGGUGGAUGCUUCUUAGAGGGAACUGGUUCAGCAUUUCUUUAUGGUCCAGACUUCAUUGUCGAACAAGAUGUUAUAUUUGUCGGUAUUAACUACAGACUGAAUGUAGAAGGAUUCCUCUGUCUAGGCAUAAAAGAAGCACCUGGAAACGCUGGGCUAAAAGACCAAAUUGCGGCCUUGAGGUGGAUCAAAAAAAAUAUUGCUGCAUUUGGAGGUGAUCCUAACAAUGUGACAUUGUUCGGUGAGAGUGCUGGAUCUGUGUCGGCUUCUUACCUCAUAUUAUCACCGGCAGCAAAAGGAUUAUUUCACAGAGCGAUAUUACAGAGUGGUGCAACAAUAUCUCCGUGGGCAAUCCAACAUGACCCUAUUAAAACAGCCAGAACUAUAGCUCAAGAAUUUGGCUACUCAGGAAGCAAUCCUUACGAAAUUUACAAAGUUUUAUCAACAAAGUCAAUUAACGAAUUAAUAUCUGCUAUUAAAUAUUCCAAGCGAAAAAUGCUUAUAACAUCUGAAACUUUAUUCGUACCUUGUGUUGAAAAGGACAUACCAGGCAUAGAGUCUGUUGUUACAAAAUAUCCAAGCGAAUUAUUAAAAGCUGGUAACUAUACAAAAAUUCCUAUCAUAAUUGGUUUCAACGACAAUGAAGGCAUAUAUUUUGUUGGCAAGACGCACGGGACCAGCAUAAAAAACGUUACCGAAGAAGUGAACUUAGAUGAUAUCUUCCAUAAAGACUUAAUAUUCCCAUCUGAAGUAACUAAAAAUGACACAUUUAGAGCUGUUCGAGACCGAUACUUUCCAACGGAAAACGAUGACUCAAUAAUGAACUUAGUUGAUUUAAUAUCUGAUGUUCACAUAAAAUAUCCGACAGCUCUAGAAUCUACGUUGUACGCCAAGACAACAGAUCAGCCAAUUUAUUACUACCUCUUUAAGUAUAAUGGAUUUAUUAAUAUGCCAAAGAUUAUAUCUGGUUUUAUGUUUAAGCCAGGGGCGUCUCACGCCGAUGAACUUCUGUAUUUGUUCAAACCUCACUCUUUUCCAUUGCCGACUCGAUUAUUUGAAAUGGAAAUGAUAAAACGGAUGGUGACGCUUUGGACUAACUUUGCUAAAUAUAGUGAUCCCACACCGAAGAUCACGAGCCUCCUUCCAGUACGCUGGCGACCGAGUCGAGCAUCAAACCCCAUCGCUCUCAUCAUUGACAGACGGCUCACCACUGCACCCAUGUGGGAUGAGAACACCAUGAGCUUUUGGAACAAUAUGUAUACUAAAUAUAGGAGGAAGAAUUACGGUAUUUUCACACCAGUAUUAGAUAUAAGUCAAGGCAAACUACGAGGAUUGCGGGGCAACGGCCAGAACAGGUAUUUGAGUAUACCUUACGCGACCAGCGAAAGAUUCCAGCUACCCAAACCGCCACCGAAAUGGAAAGGAAUACUGAAUGCUAUAAAUCCAUUCGUAAGAUGUCCCCAAAAAAUGUUUUUCUUUACGAGCGGCUCCGAGGAUUGUCUUUACCUAGACGUGUUCGUCCCCGAAUGGGCGAAGAAAUCUGAUAAGUUACCUGUACUGGUUUUCGUACACGGUGGAGCUUACUUCAAGGGAAGCAAGGAAUUAUAUGAUCCAGAAUUUCUAGUUACUAAGGGUGCGAUUGUAGUAAAUAUCAACUACAGAUUAGGGGUAUUAGGGUUCUUAUGUCUCAAUGGUAUAUCAAAUCUAGGCUUAAGAGACCAGGUAGCGGCUUUAAAAUGGAUACAACAAAAUAUAGCUUCGUUUGGUGGAGACCCAGAUAAUGUCACUCUUUCUGGACAAAGUGCUGGUGCUAGUUCUGCUUCUUUACAUUUGCUUUCCGAAUUAAGUAAAGGCCUAUUUCAUAAAGCAAUACUAAUGAGUGGCAACGCGUUUUCGACGUGGGCUUUCAACUUAGAACCUUUUAAAGUUGCGUUACAGGAUGCUAGAAAAAUAUCUCCAGCGAAUACCGAAGAGGAUGUAUACGACAUAUUUGCUGACAUCACCGUGCCCACACUUAUGGACGCCACUUACGAUACCUCAGUAAAUCCACGAUACUUCAAAUACUCACCGUGUGUAGAUAACAAUUUCGCAGACCCGUUUUUCAAUAGCACUCCAUAUGACAUCAUGAAAUCUGGAAAGUUUAAUAAAGUUCCUCUAAUCGUGGGAUAUACGGACACGGAAGGUGGUUUCUUUUAUAGGUUAUUGAGUAAUAAAUUAGUAGAGGAUUUAAAUGAAAACUUCGUUGAAAGAUUACCUUGUGUAUUUUCCUGGUGUUCAGAGAAAGAAAGAAGAAAAAUUGGGAAAACGUUGCGAAAUCAUUACUUCGGACACGGAUCUAUUACUUAUAAAACAUCUGUGAGAGGUUUGAUUCAAUACUACUCAGAUUGGAUUGCGUAUGGCUCUAUAAACGCAUUUUCGAAAAUAAUAACUGAAUUCUCCGAUCAGUCCGUCUACAAUUAUCAGUUUUCUUACGAUGGUAGCAGAGACUUCGGUAAAAUAAUUUCAGGGGCUGACUUUGAUGGCACGACGCAUGCUGGUGAAUUGUUUUAUAUAUUUAAACCCUUGGGAAUAUCGCUAUUCAUGCCGGACAAUGACAGAAUAAUGAUUGAUAGAUUUACAACAUUAAUACUGAAUUUUAUGAAACUCGGAAACCCAACGCCAAAGAAAACAAAAUUAUUGCCUGUGGAAUGGCCAACGGCUACAAAAAAUAAAUCGAAUAUUUUAGUCCUCGACAAAUACAUAUCUGUGAUCGCCCAACCCCGAGAGGAGCAGAGCGGGAGAUUUUUCUUAAAGAUGCUUUGCACUUACGGUAUGCAAGGAUACGUGCCGUGUGUGAGCGCUGAAAUGUGUCAACAUGGUUAA